Molecule: messenger RNA, 2175 nt
Organism: Microthlaspi erraticum
Lineage: Eukaryota; Viridiplantae; Streptophyta; Magnoliopsida; Brassicales; Brassicaceae
Source: the annotation of a GenBank genome assembly
AUGGGUUGUGAACUGAAGCGUAUCUUUGUUGCAUUACUUCUGUUUCAGAUAUGUGAAUACGCAGCUGCUUCCAGACCCUCUCUUGCACUUCCUAAUUGUAGAAGCCGUUGCGGAAACGUUCUUGUUCCUUACCCAUUUGGGAUAGGCGCAGGUUGUUACAAGGACAAAUGGUACGAGAUUGUCUGCAUCAACUCAUCACAGCAUCUCUCUGUACCUUUCUUGCCAAGCAUCAAACGGGAAGUUAUUUCCUUCGCCCUUGGAGAUCCCUCAGCUUAUUCCUUCACAGUAUAUGUGAACAAGUUUCGCAUUACGAGUCCACUGAAAUAUACAGGUUGUUUCAAUGGAUCAGUAGGUGAUUCAUCGUCUUUGAAUAUGACCGGCAGUCCAUUCUUCAUAUCAGACAGUAAUAAGUUUACCGCUAUUGGAUGUAACAACAAGGCGUUGAUGAAAGGCACGGGGUUACAGAUCGUGGGAUGCGAGGCCACAUGUGGGAAUGAGGUAGGGCCUCACUAUGUUUAUUAUGGUGAAUGUGUGGGUUAUAAAUGCUGCCAGACCACUGUACCAUAUGGUCUUCAAGUGUUUGAUGCAACUGUGGAGAAACUGGAACCCGGAAAGGGCGGCUGUCAGGUUGCCUACUUGUCUAAUUUCACCUUGGCACCAUCUAUGUUUACACCUCCUCAACUACUAGAGUACCGUAACUACCUGAUGAUGCAGCUGGAAUGGAAUCUUAAUGUUCCUUUAGAGCGUUCUUUAAAUUGUCUAAUCAUCAAUGUGGAAGAAACAGGUGUUAAAUCUGGAUACCAAUGCAGAUGUAAUAAUGGCUAUGACGGAAAUCCCUACUUACCUGGUGGAUGCCAAGACAUUGAUGAAUGCAGCGAUUCAUAUCCAUACUGUGGAAAGAACAAGUGUGUGAAUGUUGAAGGAUCAUUCAGAUGUGUAAAAACUUGGCCAGCCAUUUUAGGUGGAACUCUAAGUUGUGGAUUGUUGCUUUUAGUCGUUGGAACGUGGUGGCUAUGCAAGGUUAAUAAAAAGCGGAAAGCAGCCAAGCAGAAGAGAAAGUUCUUCAAACGAAACGGAGGUUUGUUGUUAGAGCAGCAAACAAUCUCCCUUCAAGGCAGUGUCAACAGAACCAAACUGUUCAGCUCCAAUGACCUAGACAAGGCAACAGAUAAGUUCAACCCUAACCGAAUACUAGGCCAAGGAGGGCAAGGUACUGUUUAUAAAGGAAUGUUGGAAGAUGGGAAGAUCGUCGCUGUCAAGAAGUCCAAAGCAUUGGAAGAAGAGAAUCUUGAAGAAUUCAUAAAUGAGAUCAUCCUUCUGUCACAGAUUAACCACCGAAAUGUUGUCAAGAUCUUCGGAUGCUGUCUUGAGACAGAGGUACCUUUGUUGGUUUAUGAGUUCAUUCCCCACGGAAGCCUUUUCGACCAUCUUCAAAACCCGUCGGAAGAUUUCACAAUGACUUGGGAAGUCCGUCUCUGCAUGGCCUGUGAAGUUGCGGAUGCCCUCUCUUACCUGCAUUCAGCCGCCUCCAUCCCAAUAUAUCACAGAGAUGUCAAGUCAACAAACAUCUUAUUGGAUGAAAGGUACCGAGCAAAAGUGUCAGAUUUUGGGAUUUCGAGAUCUGUUCCUAUAGAUGACACUCACCUGACAACAUUAGUGCAAGGAACAGUUGGAUAUGUCGACCCUGAGUACCUUCAGUCAAGCCACUUCACAGCGAAGAGUGACGUCUACAGCUUUGGGGUUGUGCUCAUUGAGCUCUUAACUGGAGGCAAACCUGUCUCUCUUCUGAGGCCACAAGAAGUGAGGAUGUUGGGGUCUUACUUCCUCGAAGCCAUGAGAAAUGGCAGACUUCAUGAGAUUGUCGAUGCUCGCAUCAAGGAGGAAUGUGAUCAAGAAGAGGUCCUUGCAGUAGCCAAACUUGCAAGAAGAUGUUUGAGCUUGAACUCAGAACAUCGCCCUACCAUGAGAGACGUGUUUCUCGAGCUGGACAGGAUGCAAUCCAAGAGAAAAGGCACUCAAAGCCAAGCACAGAAUGGUGAAGAGCAUGCACAAGUCCAGAUCGUGAUACCGGAGUCUAUGUCACUCAGCUACUCUUCUCCGAACAUAGUCGUUGAAAACAGCUCAUUCUCACUGGACUCAAAACCACUCAUGCCUCAGAAGACACAGACACAGUGA